AUGGCCGAACUGUCACGGAAGACCUCCGAAGCGGGUGGCCCUUCAGUGGUAGCCACCCCUGACGAUGUAGAGAAGACGACCGAUGUCAAGCCGGCACCGCUUGAACUUGUUGACGAAGCUGAGGAUAAUUUCCAGCCAAAGACUCUCAAGUUCUGGUCUGUUAUGGCUAGUAUAUAUAUUACUCUAUUCUUAGUAGCUCUUGAUCGGACCAUUAUUGGUACAGCGAUCCCCCGGAUAACACAAGAGUUCAAUAGUUUAGGGGAUAUCGGUUGGUAUGGCUCGGCGUAUCAGUUAACAACUGCGGCGUCUCAGCUUGUAUUCGGUAGAGUAUACAGGUUUUACGAUAUAAAAAAGGUCUUCUUAUUCGUUGUCGCCUUUUUCGAGAUCGGUUCCGUCAUUUGCGGCGUGGCUCCAAACUCGAUCGCAUUUAUUCUUGGACGCGCCAUCGCCGGUUUUGGCGCCGCAGGUAUAUUCACUGGUGUCUCCAUCAUCAUGCUUCCGCUAGUACCUCUCCGAAAGCGACCAAUGUUUCAAGGAAUCUUCGGGACUAUCUUCGGAAUCAGCUCGGUCAUGGGUCCUCUUAUAGGCGGUGCUUUCACUGAUCGCGUUACUUGGAGAUGGUGUUUCUAUAUCAAUCUUCCUAUCGGUGGUGUUGCAGUAUUAUGUCUUCUAGCUGUGAAACUUCCGACGAGACCACCAGAGCCAGCAAAAUUCUGGGAACAUUUCACUCGAUUGGAUCCUCUAGGAACAUUCUUCUUUGUCCCGAGCAUCGUUUGUCUCUUGCUCGCACUCCAAUGGGGCGGGUCUACGUAUGAAUGGAAUAGCUGGCGCAUCAUCCUUCUGUUCGUUCUUUUUGGCGUACUACUUAUUGCCUUCAUGGCAGUUCAGGUGCUGAUGCCAGAUACUGCAACUAUCCCCGUUAGAAUCAUUAGCCAACGUAGCGUUGCUGCCGCGGCUACUUUCAUGUUCUGCGUCGCUGCGUCGAUGAUGAUGAGUGUUUACUACCUACCGUUAUGGUUCCAAACUGUACAAGGCGUGAGUGCUGUGCAGUCCGGUAUUAACACGAUAGCCCUGGUUCUAAGUCUCGUCGUGGCCAGUAUCAUAUCUGGUAUCUUCACCCAAAAAGUCGGGUACUAUGUUCCCUCGAUGUUAGUCUGUCCUAUGAUCAUGGCUGUAGGGCAGGGCUUGAUGAGCACCUUUAAAGUUGACGAAGAUUCUCCUCACUGGAUUGGAUACCAGAUCAUCGUCGGUUUCGGGCUGGGCAUGGGAAUGCAAACAGCUGGCCUUUCUGCGCAGGCUGUGCUUCCCAAACCCGAUAUUCCGACUGGUAUCGCUCUCAUGUUCUUUUGCCAGCAAUUAGGCGGAGCCGUCUUCGUGUCUGUUGGGCAGAACCUUUUGAGCAGUUACAUUGUUGGACAUGUGACUGAUAUCCCCGGCCUUGAUCCUAAGGAAAUUACCAACGAAGGCGCCACAGAUCUUGUCAACAAGGUCCCGCCCGAGUAUAAACUCAGAGUAAAGGAACUUUACAACGGGGCCAUCUCAAGGAUAUUCCUAUGCGGUAUGGGUGUGGCACUUGUUGCCUUGGUAGCGGCUCUUUUUAUGGAAUGGAAAAAUAUCAAGAAGACUGGGCCGCAAGGUCCACCAGGAGCGAGGCCCUCUGAACCGAAAGAGAAUGACUCGACAUCUGCAGGUGAGGAACAGCGAAAAUCCACUUCACAGGAUGCCACAUCAAACGCGCUGCGACAAUCAAUUCAAUUAGACAAAGACAAGCGAAAAUCCAGCGAUUCAUAUCAUCCAUCUCAAACAUCGCCCGAUCCUAAAGCUGUUCCUGAGGGGCAAGUUAAAGUUGACCGCUUAGAAGAUUGA
This is a messenger RNA of Daldinia childiae, 1866 nucleotides long. Its product is annotated as putative HC-toxin efflux carrier TOXA. The transcript has 4 exons. Lineage: Eukaryota; Fungi; Ascomycota; Sordariomycetes; Xylariales; Hypoxylaceae. The record is from RefSeq and is a predicted model, not a curated record. Gene Ontology annotation, molecular function: transmembrane transporter activity. Bases 1 to 1866 code for a protein of 621 amino acids. Gene Ontology annotation, biological process: transmembrane transport.